AUGCAGCACAUCAAGGCGCCAGAAUCCGACUUUAGCACAAUUCCGCGCGCGCGCUCUCGCUCCCGCAGUGCUAGUAUCUCCAGCGAUUCGCAACUUUCUCUCAUUCAUCUCGCACCUCCUUCCGUGAACCCGCCUCCGUCAUUCAUUGCACAGUCUUCAGCAUCUCAGAUUAUCACCUCAGACCAAGAGUUCAACACUAUCGAUUUUGUAGCCGACGAAGAAGAUGACUCCGGUGCCCUCGUCACUACCGAAGCGUUGUCCGCUCUCAAUGGAUUCCUCGACCACCUCCUCCUCAACAUUUUAGCAGCUGCCAAAUCGACACAGCUCGCUUCCAUUAGACCCGCUGUUGCAGAUGUACUAAAACCUCGGCUAGCGAAGAUGGUAGUGUCUGUGGCCGAUGAGGAGUUGAGCGAGUACCUAGGAGAAGAGGAGGACGAACAAAUUGAGUUUCGUGGUGGCCAGACACCCAACGGUGAAUUUGACCUGAUUCACACCUGGAAAUUGACCCGCCUGCGCUGUAUGGUGUACACACGCCUCGGCGAUAUGGAAGAGGACGAUGAAGAGGAAUAUAUCGCCCAGGAAGGUUUAGUCGACGAUGAAGGUGCGCCGCGACGAUUCACCAAUCAUAUCGGCAAUAUCACUCCCGCUGCAGCCAUUUUCCUGACCUCAAUCAUCGAGCAUAUUGGAGAGCAAGCUCUCAUAAUUGCUGGAGAGACCGCUCGAUCUCGCCUAUCAACCAAGCUUGUUGUCGAAUGUGAUGAGGAAAACGAGGAGGUUAGUAUAGAAAGAGGAAGUAUGAACCGACUGAUAGUGGAAGAGCUCGACAUGGAGAAACUGGCUUUGAACGCGACACUUGGACGUUUAUGGCGAACGUGGAGAAAGCGUACUCGUACACCAAACUUGUCUCGACUAGCAUCCCGCGACUCAUUGAGACGCCGCAAUACUCCUGGCUUGCAUAGCAGGAAGAGCAGCUUUUCCGUGGCCGACGACCUUCAAUCGCAGCUCUCACCUCCCCUUGAGGAGCCCCAUCCUGAAGACCGGUCUCAGGUUGAUCCCGUAUCAGUGCCUCUACCUAUCGGCGAGAAUGAUGUUCAAGAAAUCGAGCAGCCAGAUCUUCAAGAUACUGAGACUGGCGAGAUUCAGACCAUGCAAGCUGUGGUUGCACACAAAGUACGCCCACAAAGUCUGAUGGUUCUCACUCUGCAAUCGCCGAAGUCGCCAGGUUCAAACACCAGUUCGCCUGUCUACCCCAAAGCUGGCGGUGGCCCAUCUGCCCGCCAUGCCCGAUCGCGGUCUCUACCAAGCGCACCUCGUCCCCCUACUGUCCCAACAGUUGAUGUCCCAACGACUGAUAUCGCAGCAACUGACGAAGAUGACUCGGUUACCCGUAGAUCAUCUCCCACUGCAUCUGAGAAGCGACGGCGCCUGGAGACCAUGUAUGAGCAGGAGGAACGUGAGGAGACCGGGCAAAUGGCGCCAGCAAAUGAAGAGAACAAAAUCCAGAAACUUGAAGCAUCAGCAGCAAAACCCUCUCAGCCAAAGUCCAAAACCAGAGUGCCGUUGGAUACGCUUGAGGAUGAUGGCUCAUCAGGGGACAUCGCACGGGAACCGGAGACACCCUCAACAUUUUUGGCUGAAUCUGAUACCGAAACCAUCGAAGGCCGAGGAACGGCUGAGAAACCAAGCUUUACUUCUGUGCAGCGGCCAAAGCGGAAGCCGAGCAAGGAUGUUUCAUGGAGAGAUGAACGAUCGGUUUCGGCUACAUCCGUACCUUCCUCGAGCGACCAAGUUGUGACCAGUGUGGUUGAAACCCCAUCAGGAAAACCGGGUGAAGAUGUAUCCACCGUGGUGCGUCCUGCCACUGCCCACACGCCCUCCACAGAGAUGAGCGCGAGCCUACCUCCGACUCCAGGCCGUGAAGUUCGUCCAUCGUUCGACAGCGUUCGAGGAUCGAGACCUGCUUCCAAUUCUGGUGACAGUGCCCGUUCUAGCUAUUCACGUACAUAUCCCCGGCCUAGCCACCUUAACCUAGCAAGUGGUAGCCAACGCUCUGCGACGUCCUCAGUGUCAAGCUCGGCAACAGAGCGUGCAGCAGUCCAGCGUGUCUCAACACGACCUUCGGCUUCCGCUGCACCAUCGUCUCAUCCCGCAACCCUGACAAAACCUCGCAGAUCAGGCAGUUUCGGUAGCCACCGAGAGAAGCGCCCAAUGACUGCCGGUUCUACUACAUCCCAGGUCUCAAACAAACUCAAAGGCUUUAUCAAUCGCCCAAACGAGCCUGGCUCUACACGUCCUCGUCGUGAUUCAGAAACAAGUAGAGCGUCUGGUGGAACUGCAGAGCAAUACGACGAUAAGUCUGGCUUAGACGAAUUGAUUCGCAGUGAAGAGACACUCCACUUUACUCUCACGCCAAAGAGCGUGAGGGAAAUGGAUUUCCCCGAAGAGCCAAAAAGGAAACCCCAGCGAUCAAACACUACAGACCUGGCGGACUUUUUGAAGAGCUCGGGCCCAGAAGACGCAACUCGAUCCAAGAUAUUAACUAGGGGUGCAACCACUUCGAGUCAGCCCUCGCCCAAGUCUAGAACUCCCGCGAAGUCGAAGCCUGCGCCGAUCCAGGUCCCUCGUUCGGUUGUCCCACAGAAGCCGAAACCGGGAAGUGCUCGCGAUGCUAGACCCAGUCCUGAGUCGAGCUCCGAUUUUGCUCAGUUCAUACGAAAUUCUGGACCAGCCAGCCCCCCGCUUACCGCUAAAUCGCCCGGCGCUCGCGGGUCCUCCGAUACUACAGAGCUGUCAAAGAAGCCACCUUCUCGGCCUGAGAGUGCCUUUUCGAACUCAACUCGUGGACCUAGACUGCAAGCUCGGACUGCUGCGGGUCCCAAAGCUGAAGGUAACUCGACGUCUGAUCUGAUCGACUUCAUCCGCGAAGGUCCUCCAACCGCUGGCGCUCGUCGUAUUCCACGUACUGUUGCGCCGUUCCGCAACACUAUGGACUCGGACGAUAUGGCUUACCACCAGUCUGCACCCUCAAUCACCAGCACCCAAGGCGACUCGUCGGUCACAAAGUCGCAGGCCUCUGUUGGCUCGCGCACCGGGCUUCUUGAUUCGUCAAAGUCAGCAAACGCAAAAUCCAGAAUAGUGCCGACUAAGCCGCAAUCCAAACCCUCCAGUAGAACGGUCACCGAAGAAGAUCCUCGUCCUAAGCGUACUCAGCGCCGGGUACCAGAUCCUUAUGCCCUUGACUGGGACGAUGACGAGUUGGAAGAGUUGCUAGAGGAAGAGGAGGCGAAACCAAAGCGUGAGGAAGAAAGUUUAAUUGAUUUCCUCCGCAACGUGCCUCCCCCUCAGUCGGAACCUCAACCGUUGGCGGUUAACAAACCGUCUAAAAUCACAAGUGGCAGUUUUGGAGGCGCUUCCUCAAUGAAGUCUCGAUUAUUGCGCAGCUCAUCUUCUGACAAAGGCCCCUCGCCGAGGGUUCCUUCGUCAAAGUCUUCUCAGGGCUCUCUACGCCAGCCUUCAGGCCAGAACCCUACGAGACCUUCAAACUAUACAACCAAGUCAAGCUCAGAGCGCAACACAGACUCCAUGUAUGGCCUGCCUUCUGUCUCGGAACGGCAGACAGAGACAGGCGCACUGGCCGAUUUUCUGCGGAAUACUGGACCCCCCGAGCCUCCCCGCCCCCCUCCAUCGAAGGACUCGAGUUUCUCACGCCGUUUCUUUACUCGGCGUAAGAAGGUUGAAGCCUGA
Messenger RNA from Aspergillus puulaauensis, 3744 nucleotides. RefSeq lists its product as uncharacterized. Lineage: Eukaryota; Fungi; Ascomycota; Eurotiomycetes; Eurotiales; Aspergillaceae. The record is from RefSeq and is a predicted model, not a curated record. Bases 1 to 3744 code for a protein of 1247 amino acids. The transcript is spliced from 2 exons.